Molecule: messenger RNA, 1591 nt
Organism: Bolinopsis microptera
Lineage: Eukaryota; Metazoa; Ctenophora; Tentaculata; Lobata; Bolinopsidae
Product: RCC1 and BTB domain-containing protein 2-like
Exons: 8
Coding region: 1-1215 (404 amino acids)
Source: RefSeq, a predicted model, not a curated record
AUGUACGAAGUCAUAUUCCUUGGACAACCUCCAGUCACGCAAUGGUUCAACAGGAGAGCAGUUCAGAGUAGAAAAACAUCGAUCCUGCCAGUACUAGCGGACGUGAACGAGGAUCAUCAGAACAGCACUGGUAAGAAGAACCCCAUGAAGCGAGGCAGCUCUAUGAACGCACUCCCCAAGUUGCCGCAGAAGAGGAGCAGUGUGAUGAAACCACCCCCUCUCAGACGGGCUAGCACCAGAUCCUCUAUGUCGGAGGGAGGAUCUCCGCUGCCCUCCAAGUGUCACGAUAUUGCAGUUAAUGGGGAGACCAUCAUCGUGUCAGAGAUAGAAAACAGAUUAAAGCUGUACAGUGUUGAAGCAGGAGUCAGGCUGUUAGGUACGAUAGCGAGGGACAGUGCUAUGAGCUGCAGUGGGACACAUCUGGCACACAGCAGCACCAGAGGAACCACCUUUUGUAGUCUUAGAGACAAACCUAUUCUACUAACCCCGCUUACUGGAGUGAUUGUGAGGCAAAUAAGUGCAGGAAACGGGUACACGGUAAUAUGUACAAAUGAUGGAAAAGUCUUCAGCUGGGGUAAAGGAGACCGUGGCUGUUUGGGACAAGGUGAUACGGACGGAAGAAAAGAGCCCCAACAGAUUCUAACCCUACCCUUCACGGAGAUUGUGCACGUGAGCGCGGCGCACUGCCACACCUCUCUCGUCAGCAGUGACGGAGAGGUGUACAUGUGUGGGUCCGGAUCCAAGGGACAGCUCGGCACGGGGAACAACUCUGAUGCUAUUCAACCAGUUGCUCUCGAUGUCUCUGAUUCAGCAAAAAUGGCAUGUUGCGGAGGAGAUGAGAACCACCCUUUCACAUUGAUAUUAACGGUUGCAGGAACAGUACUCAGUUCAGGAGACGCAGAGAAUGGUAAACUGGGUAUCGGCAGCAAAUGGAGUAAAAAGACAUUCUCAGCUAUCGGCAAGAUUCACUUUGGGAACAAUCGAGUAGAUACGAUAUCAGCAGGAGUGGAUCACUCGCUAGCCCUCACUUCUAACAAAGUAGUAUUCCAAUGGGGCCUUAUUACAGCUGAGGAUAGACAUGGAGUUGUGAGAACCAGAGUGGAGAACACACCCAAACAGUUGGAACACCCCUCCCUUCAGGAAUUAGUACCGGAGAAGAUAUUCGCCGGUCACCAAUACUCCGUCAUAUGUGGACAAAGCUCACGACCCCACUAGCCGUGGGGAGUGAAUGCACCACCGAUUAUUCAGCGUUGAUACCAUCUGAUGAGUUGCAGAUAGGGUUGUCACUGAAGAAUGCUGAUAUCACGUCACUAACGAAACUGUUAAUAUCCAUGCCUUGACAUAUAAGACUAAAACACCGAUCAAGCUUAGAUUUUAUCCUAAGCUGUAUUUUUCACCAGUUGUGUGUAACAUACUACACAGACCGAAAUAAAGAUAAUGAACAACGCUUAUCCAUAAUAUAAACGCUCGCUGGAUUCUUAGAUACAGUUUUGGGAGUUUUUUUUUAUUUUGCUCAGCAAUAUUUAAAUGUAAUGUAAUUUGUUCUUUGUAAGAAACUUGAUUUACGAAUAGAUAAAUGUUUCGCUCAUAC